Messenger RNA from Spodoptera exigua (beet armyworm), 987 nucleotides. NCBI's taxonomy places the organism in Eukaryota, Metazoa, Arthropoda, Insecta, Lepidoptera, Noctuidae. The record is from the annotation of a GenBank genome assembly.
UUUCGCAGCUAUCCAUCGUGUUCUGGAGCUAUAGCACCAGGGUUGGCUGCAGACAUGCACUUCAAGGAUGACGUGAUCGCCUUCAUAGGUCCAGCCUGUGCCUUCGCCCUCGAGCCAGUCGCAAGGCUAGCAGCCUACUGGAAUACGCCUAUCAUUACUGGUAUGGGAGACCAGCCCCCAUCCGAGGGAGAGCUGGCUGCACCGGCUAGUGUGGUCAGUCGUAUGCAUCGCCUUAGAAACCUGCGCAAGGGCACUAGACCACAAACGCUGUUCAACGACAAAGGAAAGUACCCAACGUUGACGAGGAUGUCGUACUGCCAGUGUCGUCUGCCUCGUGUCUUUAGCAGCGUGUUCGAGAGGUUUGGCUGGGCACACGUCGCGUUGCUACUCGACAAGUCAGAUCUCUUCUCUUUAACUGUCGGUAAAAGCCUGGAGUGGGGACUUCGGAAGAAAGGAGUCUUGAAAGCCGUGAGGGAACUGGACGGCAACGAGAGGGAGUCUUGUGAAGCACUACUCAAAGAUGUCAGCAUGUACGCCAGAGUGGUAAUACUGAGCGUGCGUGGCUCGCUAGUGCGUGAGUUCCUAUUGGCUGCGCACACGCUUGGAAUGACGCGCGGUGAUUGGGCCUUCCUCGACGUUGAAAUAUUUCAGGGUGGGUAUUGGGGAGAGACGGGCUGGGCAGCUGAUGAUGAGAGGGACACUGCAGCUCGAGCAGCCUACGAAGCCCUACUCCGAGUCUCCCUCAAACUACCAACAGGAGACAGAUUCGAUGAAUUCGCUGAUGCAGUCAGAGCUAGAGCCAAACAACACUAUAACUAUUCAUUCUCUGAUGGAGAAGAGGUCAAUUUCUUCAUCGGAGCUUUCUAUGAUGGGGUGUACCUACUCGGUAUGGCGCUGAACGAGACCUUGACAGAAGGUGGAGAUAUCAGGGAUGGGAGAAACAUCACCAAGCGUAUGUGGGGGCGAGACUUUCAUGGUAAGGGCUAA